AUGCAGUCCGCCCGCAAGAGAGCGGAGCAGGCGGAGGUCAAUGAACGACGACUAAAGCAGGAAGCACGUGACAUGGAGCAGGAGCUCCACAAGGCUCAGGAAGCAUGGAAAGACAGAAUCAGAAAGGCUGAGUCAAAAGCACAAGAAGCAGAGAAAGAUGCGAAGGAUUCGGCGGCUGCAAGUUCAGCCGAGCUGGCAAAGUUGAAGGCUCGGAUGCGCGUGCAAGCUGCUGGCAGCGAGGAAACUCGUGGCGAGCUAGAGGCCUACAAAGCACGGACCGAAGAAGAGAUGAGCCGUCUCGGAGAGCGCCUCCGGGCGGCGGCGGACAGCGAGCUGCAGCUGCGGCAGGAGCUCCAGCAAAGUGAGCAGAGUCGACAAGAGCUGCAGGAACGAGUGGUCGAGCUUUCAGGCAGGUAUAGUUGCGAGCCGAGUGAACGACCUUUCACAUUGUGGAUAGGCGAAGCUGCUCGUGAGGUGGGCGCUAUGUCCCUCCGCUUGAACGAGCUUGAGUUCACCCAGAGAGACGACAGCCACUCGGAGGAUGUCCUUCGUCAUGAGCUUUCCUCAGCGAAGGAACGGCUCUCGGAGAUGGACGAUCGCCUCAAAGAGUGCACCUGGAUGCGAGACCACGCGCUGAAACAGGCAGAGGAGGCCAGGGCGAAGCUCCAGUCCAUGGAGGAGGCACACGAAGCGUCUGGCGGAGGGAGAGAACGCCGCGCUGCCCGACCGGCAAAGCGCCAGGCCCAGGCCGAAGCCCAGCAGUCCCAGAAGGAGGCCAUCGAUGGGGGCUGUUGGCAGAUCAUGGAAGAUCCGCUUUGCUCCCAUCACGGCCGUCGUAUGCCGCCAGGAAGCUUGGCCUUAGAGUGGUGUGACUUCCGCUUCAGGCAGCAGCAGCUGCAGAAAUUCGUGGAGCAGCACAAGACGGAGUUGCAGGAGCAGGCAGAGAUUUCUCGCGAAGAGAUUGAGUACUUAAAGCGUAAGAAUGAUGAGAAAGACAAAAGGCUCGAGAUCCUGACCUGCGAGAGAAACGCUCUACGCUAUGCUGAGGGCACAGAGGCUUCCAGCCGGCCAGGGCGCGUUGCUCCCAAGACGGAGGCUUCCGAGAAGCCGCUGGUCGAUCUCGAAGAUGGCCUCUCCUUGAAGGAGGUCCUUUCUAAGGAGCCAG
Symbiodinium necroappetens is the source of this 1165-nucleotide messenger RNA. Lineage: Eukaryota; Dinophyceae; Suessiales; Symbiodiniaceae. The record is from the annotation of a GenBank genome assembly.